Sipha flava (yellow sugarcane aphid) is the source of this 3079-nucleotide messenger RNA. RefSeq lists its product as uncharacterized. NCBI's taxonomy places the organism in Eukaryota, Metazoa, Arthropoda, Insecta, Hemiptera, Aphididae. The transcript has 7 exons. The record is from RefSeq and is a predicted model, not a curated record. The coding region runs from base 448 to 2154 and encodes 568 amino acids.
CACGGGGUACAAAACCCGGCCGCCACGGUCUCGGCUGUUCCAACGACGACGACUCGAAGCGCCGGAACGACGUCAAGUGCCCCAGAACGCCGCGUGCAACCGUCUAAGUCGCACUCGCCGGACGUGCGUGAAGUUUUGUUGCCCCGACAUCUCGUCACCAUUAACUUAACGCGUACAAUCGUCGCGAUCAUCGCCGUGCAUAAGUAAAUACGCGUUGCCGUAUUCACAUACAUACAUAAACUCGCGCACAUACGCACACCUGUUGCGCGUUUGUUUUUAUUAUUAUUGUUAUUUUAUUUUUUUUUUUUCGCGUCCACCUCGUACGUUCACCCCUCCGGGAAACGUCGCCGUAACUCCCUCGUGAACGACGUACUCGUGGUCUCCGAACAAGCUCACCUCCCACGUGCCACGUGCUCGCCGUACCACCCCGAAUAACCGACGUACCGAAUGUCGCUUCCCGAAUCCCGGUGGCUGCUCGUCGUGGCCGUGUUGGCCGCGUGGUGGACGGCUGCGGCGGUCGGCCGGCCCGCGGCCGUAGACGAAUCGGUGGCGGUGCCGGUCAACGAUGACGACGGCGAACCGGCACCGAACGAGGAGAACGCGUCCGGCACCUUCGUCGGCGUGCCCGAGAUUCGCAACCUGCAGAACGUCGACGCGGCACUUUGCAGGAGGCUGGCCGCCAUGACCGACCGCGAUCUGGCCUUCCUCGAGGCCGGCCUGUCCAACAUCGGUGGAGCGCCCCCCCAGGAGGACGAACCCGCCGACGGGGAAAUGAUGAUGGGCGACAUGCCGCAGGCGGACGCGAUCACCCAGGACCAAUGGUCUUCGGCCACCGCGCCGGUGACCGUGCGCACCGACCUCCUGUUCCUGGAAAGAGAAAGCCCCGAUUGUUCAGAGGACCGGUAUGUAAAUUCGUCGACACCUUCUAAGAAACGCAGGAUUCAAUCGAUUCAAAAUCAGAUUAUGCAGUAUAUGGGUAGAUCUUCUCCGAGCCAAAUCUCACCGAUACCAACCAACUCUAAUCAACCUACAGCUGUGAAAAAAAUAAUGGAUACGGUAACGAACUUGAUGUCCUAUCCCAGUGAUGUGAUGCAUACCGAAAGCGCGGUUGAAAAAGUUCAAAGUUUUUUUCCUAUUUGUUACGUGCCAAAGAAUACAAACGAUGACGAUAAUUGGAAUUCCAAGAAAGCUAUGAACUUAAUGUUUAGUAUAAGUUUACCCAAAGCACCUGGCGGUGUUUCGGUUAACAUAAACAUGACUAAACUCAGGCUAUUCAAACAUUUCAUAACGUGCACUUCGCAAACGAGUGUUGAGACCGAUGACUCUCAAAUCUGUCAACCGAUUUCAUCGAAAAAAAACGCUAAACUAGCUAAUUCUUCUUCUGCCGAAGCUAUGUCAACGACAGAAGAUAAGCAGAUUCGGGUAUCUGUAUACAUAAGAUUAAUGAAAAAGAAGGUUACAGUUAAAAGGAAGCUGUUGGACAGCCGUAUGUUACCGUAUUACGGUGAAAAGUGGACAGAAUGGAACAUUCAUAAAGCAUUCAAGACCUGGCGCAAUCAAACACACAACUUUACGAUCACCGUCGAAGUUGAAGAUGAAGACGGCAAUUUCCUUCCAGUAACAAGGUUUUUCAAACCGAUGAACUGCACCGAGCCCGAGCAAACGAUUGCAGCGAUCUCGAAACCGAUCCCCGGGCUGGUGAUGGAGUCCGUGCACAAAGGGCUGCAGAACGACGGCGACGAGACGAUGACGAUGAGCCCGCAAAUGGCGCUCAGCCUGAAUCUGCCGCGGUAUCCGAUCGUGGACGUGACCACGGUCGAGGUGCCGGCGGUGGCCGAACAGGGCCGGGGCGUGGCGCAGCUUUUCAACCGUCACGCGGUGGUCGCGGUGAGGACGACGUCGUGGCGGCCGGACAGAUCCAACGAGCACGGCGCGUAUCCCAGGAUCCGGCACGGCAACGGGUCGCACAACAAGGCGGCCGCCGAACCGACGGACCCGGACACGUUGCCGCCGCCGGCCAUGGACUUCUCCAGGAUGGGCGAGGACCUCCGCGACAGGGUGGUGAACAAGAUCGUGCUAGUCAAAGUCAAGGCCACGACCACCACCGAGACGCCGACGGGCUCGACCGCGUCGCCUGGUGCCGCCGCGACGUGAGCCCGCGUAGCCUCCGUCGGUUACCGGUAACCGUCACGAGAUCCUGAGCGCGCGCCCAACGUUGUAAGCGCACGACUCAUCCGUUUCAUUCGAUAUGUUUCGAUAUUAAUCGUUAGGACGGUAACUGCGUGUGCGCCCGUUUACCGCUGUAUUGCUCGUACGUUAUGUACUCGCUUAUAUUUCGAAUCCUCGUAUCUGGGCACACGUCCACGUAUUUAUAUAUGCAUAUAUUUAUUUAUUAUUAUAAUUACUAUUAUUAUAAUUAUUUUCUUUAACUUUAUAUGAUUAUAUUCACGUUAUCACAGUUGUAUUACGGUGGAGGGAGAAAACUACAAUAAGUUUAUAAACGGAAUAACUUUAUUUAUUACCAUUAAUAUUAUCGUAUUCGAUUAACAUUAGAUGAAUCCAAGGCUGGAAAUUAACGAGUGAAAAAUUUAAAUUUACUUUUAACCGUGUUACUUAACGAGUUAUUCAUCAUUUUUUUUUUUUUUUAAUUAAUUUCUUAUUUAAUGAGUUAAAUAAUUUCUCAUUGUAGCUACUAUUUUAUAUUUGGAUUAAUUUAUUUCCUAAUUUUAAUUCCAGAUUUGAAAAACACGAAAAUACUCCUUUUUUUAUAUAUAAAUUAAUUGUUUCUAGCAAAAAAUAAUUUGCAUUUUAAUCGUAAAGUAUUGAUUGCACUUUUACUCUUGAAUCGCAAUAGGAAUCUAAAUAACGUACAUAAACAUAACAUUAUAAACAUUUCAUAUUAUGCAGUUAAAAAAAAAAAUUGAUUUUACUUUUUUUCUGUUUAAUUUAUAACUUUUGCACGUUAUUACACAUUUAUAGACAAAAAAAUAGUGACUUUCAACCAAAGAUGGGCAAGUUAAUGAAAAUAAUUAACUUGAUUUAACUUAACUCAGUUUAAUAAAAGUUAAUCUACUUUUUU